AAGGCAUGCUCACCUUGGCGCUAAAGGCUCUUGAGAGAACUGGUCUAUAAAAGAGACGGACAUACCUCGCGAUCCGAACAAACCGAACCAAAAUGUCUUGCCCGAUUGUCGUCAUGCUCGCGAUCUUGACGUUCUUACAAGCGUCCUCUGCCUCCGUCGACUUGUCCGAGACCAAGAAUGUUCUGAUUGAAUUCGCCGACGAGGAUGUCGUACCGAAAACAGCGUUGAAAAGUUUGGUGCCCAAUACAUACGUUGCUGGAUUUAUCGGAAAUCUCGAGAUUGGAAGACGAUAUUCCGACGAAACAAUUUUCCGCCGAGUUAUUGAGUUUAACAAUCCAACAAACACUGUUCAGUCAAGUACGCUGACGCUAACUGUUACUAAUGGAAUCCUUCAUUAUAUUAGCGUAAUAAAUGACAGCAGCAGUUACGCAGUUGUAUGCGAUGAACCGAAUACUCUGGGAUCAUCCAGGGGCAAUAUUAAUAUUCGUGCCUCUCCAAAUACGAAAUCCUAUCUCACGAUAAUUACGGCAGUGCAUUAAGGAAACAUGUAUAAAAUAAAAGAAUAACAAGCAUUUAUUAUAGAUCAUGCAUUAAUAACAGGAAAAUAAAAAAGAAUUGCAUUUGCGUUUCUUUUUCUUUUGAAAAGAGAUAUAUUAACUGUGAUAAAAAAAUUUCUCUAUUCCCACUAUAUUAUGUAUUCUGCACAAAAAUAAAAGAUAAGACAAUAACAAUCGUUAUUAUCCAUAA
Cataglyphis hispanica is the source of this 747-nucleotide messenger RNA. RefSeq lists its product as uncharacterized. Bases 93 to 539 code for a protein of 148 amino acids. The transcript has 3 exons. Lineage: Eukaryota; Metazoa; Arthropoda; Insecta; Hymenoptera; Formicidae. The record is from RefSeq and is a predicted model, not a curated record.